This is a messenger RNA of Drosophila hydei, 1459 nucleotides long. Its product is annotated as arrestin domain-containing protein 3. Gene Ontology annotation, biological process: protein transport. Gene Ontology annotation, cellular component: cytoplasm. The coding region runs from base 146 to 1342 and encodes 398 amino acids. NCBI's taxonomy places the organism in Eukaryota, Metazoa, Arthropoda, Insecta, Diptera, Drosophilidae. The transcript has 4 exons. The record is from RefSeq and is a predicted model, not a curated record.
AUUUUUCUGCCAUUUUGCGUCGCGUGCUUUCUUGCAUUUAUAGCUGAUAUUCCAGUGACUUUAAAAAUGUUUGAUAUAACAUAUAAUUUGUCUAAAACAGUGUACGUUUAAGGCAUUGCCAUAUUAUUAAAAUUAGAUUUUCGCUAUGCCAUCGAAUUGUGUUUUUGAAUUCGAUCGGCCCAAUCCGGUGUACUAUAGCGGCGAGACAAUCAAUGGCCGCAUUAAUUUAACAACAACGAGCAACAAGUCCGUUAAUGCCGUUUACAUAUUGUUCGAGGGCGCGGCGAAGGUGCGUUGGGAGGAGCAUCGCUCGCGAACCGUCAACGGUAGAUCGGAAUCCUAUACAGAAUAUUUUCGUGGCAAUGAACAAUAUUUAUACACACGGACAGACGUCAUUGGCGAGAGCGAACUACCGGCAGGCAUGCACACCUAUACAUUUUGUAUACCGCUUCCACUGGAAUGUCCGACAUCCUGCGUGGAGAAGUAUGGCAAGAUCGCAUACGAGUUGUCCCUCGUAGUAGAUCGUUCGUGGCGUUUCAACAAUGAAUUCAAGCAGCCACUGACCGUGCUGCAGACCUACAACCUCAACAUGUAUCCCGAGAUGCUAGUACCGCUCAAGAGUGAGGACAUCAAGUACUUUUGCUGCUGGCCCUGUUCCUCGGGCCCCGUCAUCUCAACUCUGACUAUACCCUUUGGCGGCUAUGCGCCGGGUCAGCGCAUACACUAUGUCCUGCAUAUAGAUAAUCAGUCGCACGGUUACGAUUUGGAAGGCAUCAAAAUAUCCUUGAUACAGAUUUACGAGUUUAGAGCUAGCACGCCCUCUUAUAAAUCUCGCACGCAUAAAAAUACUCUCUGCUCGGAGUACCAGGCGGAGCAUGUGCGUCGUUUGUCCAAGCGCUUGAUUAAUGCCAGCCUCGUGAUACCACCUGUGCCGCCUUCAUCCCGGAAUCAACGCAUCAUCAACGUAUCCUAUCAAAUCCAGAUGGCCAUUAAAACAGGAGGUUGUCACACGGACUCGGAAAUCGAGAUGCCCAUCAUAGUUGGCACCAUUCCACUGGCUCAGAGUGCCGAAAACCCCAACAAUGUCGCCACUUGGAUACCUCAGACUCCAGAUACGCCCACAGGUGCUGCUGCCGAUCUGCCACCGAGCUAUGACACCUGCAAGCCUCCCUCGUUCGAGCAGGCCACGAACAUUGGAGACAAGUUUGUGGAUACAGAUGUGAAUGAGCAUAAUCGCACCGAUGACUUUAUACCUCGCUACCCCAUGUACACCGACUUCGCAAUGCCCUCGGCUCCGCCUAUGGAUGCAUCGCAAGUGCCCAGUGCGCCUGCACGAGAAUAAAUUAACAUAAAACUCUUUUGAUAUAAGAAUAACAAAAAUACUCCUUACCUACAAAUAUUUGGAUAUUAUGCAACUAUUUUCUACGUUCUGCAUUUACCAGUGUUUACUCAAAGCUUC